Molecule: messenger RNA, 651 nt
Organism: Nicotiana tabacum (common tobacco)
Lineage: Eukaryota; Viridiplantae; Streptophyta; Magnoliopsida; Solanales; Solanaceae
Source: RefSeq, a predicted model, not a curated record
AUGUUGGAAGAUGAUCCCGAGUCAAUUUGGAUUCAAGAGCAUUCAAACAUGGAGUUGAAGAGUUCGGGAUACAAACGAAGUCCAUUUACAUGGUGGAAUGGGAGAUCCAAUGUUGCGUGUAUAUUCAAAAGAUUGGAUAAGAUCUUUGCGAAUUUGCCAUUUCAGAACAUAUUGCCAACUAUUGAAGUUAAACAUCUAAUCAGAACUGGAUCAGAUCAUGGACUAUUGUUAAUGACAUGUGGGGAGCAGAUCACCAAUUUUGUCAAGCCUUUUAGGGGAUCCAUUUUUGAUGUUCAAACAGAAGCUCAAGAGGGUGAAGGCAACACUGUCAAAUGGAGUAGAAAAAUAUUUGGUGGUAUCUUCAAGCAGUUGGCUAUUUUGGAGGACAUUGUUAGGUUGAAAGAGAUGUUGUUUGAAGAAGAGCCUACAAUUGAGAACAGGAUUGUGCUUCAAAAGGCUCAAUCUGAAUUGAAGAAAUACUUGAGUAUUGAGGAGCAGUAUUGGAAGCAAAAAGUUGGGAUGACUUGGUUUGCUGAAGGAGAUAUGAAUACAAGUUUCUUUCACAAUCAUGUCAAUGGCAAAAGAAAGAAAUUACAACUGAAGAGGAUCAAAAGUGGAAAUGGGGUAUGGAUUGAAGACCAUGAGCAAUAG